Messenger RNA from Paramecium sonneborni, 1976 nucleotides. Lineage: Eukaryota; Ciliophora; Oligohymenophorea; Peniculida; Parameciidae. The record is from the annotation of a GenBank genome assembly.
AUGAUUGGAAAAAAAGAAAUAUAAAUUUCUAAUGCUACAAGAGAUAGAGUUGAAGCUUGUAGAUUAUAUAUAGAACGUAUAUUAUUUUAAUAUUAAUUUUUAAUAGGGAAAUAUGCAAAAUAAAUUUAGGAAGAACAAUAAUAAUUAGAAGGUUGGUAAUAAUUAUCAAAAUUAAUGGAUGCUUUGCAUAUGAAUCCAAAAGAGUAGGAAAUUAUAAAAAAAGAGAUAUUAAAAAAAGAAGCAGAAUAAAUGAGAAAAAAGUAUUCAAAAUUUCAAAUUUUAUAGGCGGACUAAAUUAAGCAUAGAAGAUUUUUAACCUUUAGCUAUAAUAGGAAGAGGAGCUUUUGGUGAAGUUAGAUUAUGUAGACAUGUACCUUCUUAAUAAAUAGUGGCUGUAAAGAAAAUGAAAAAGCAUGAAAUGAUUUUUAAGAAUUAAAUUGGUCAUGUAACAAAUGAAAGAAAAGUAUUAGAAGAAGCAAAAGGAAAUAAUUGGAUAGUAGAAAUGAAAUGUUCAUUUUAGGAUGAAAAGAAUUUAUAUUUAGUAAUGGAAUAUUUAGCAGGUGGUGAUUUAAUGACAUUAUUAAUGAAAAAGGAUAUAUUAUCAGAAGCAGAAGCUCGUUUUUAUAUGGCUGAAUUAGUUUAAGCUGUUGCGUCUGUUCAUAAAUUAGGAUUUAUACAUAGAGAUUUAAAACCAGACAAUAUUUUAUUAGAUAAUUAUGGACAUAUAAAAUUAUCUGAUUUUGGAUUAUGUAAAGAUGCUGAACUUCAUUUUGAUAAACCAGUUUUUUCAUAAAAAUUUAAAUCAAAAUAAACAAGAAGAGAAGUAUAAUAUAAUAUAAAACUAUUUAUAGAAAGCAUUUUCAACAGUUGGUACACCUGAUUAUAUAGCUCCAGAAGUAUUUUUAUAAUAAGGUUAUGAUGGAACAGUUGAUUGGUGGAGUGUUGGAGUUAUUUUAUAUGAAAUGCUUGUAGGAUAUCCUCCAUUUUAUACUGAUGAUCCUUCUACAACUUGUUAAAAAAUAAUUAGAUUUUAGUAAUGUUUUGCAUUUCCAGAAGAACCAAAAGUCUCUUCAUUAGCUAAAGAUUUAAUUAGUAAGUUAGUUUGUGAUGCUAGUACUCGUUUAACUUAUGAUUAAAUAAUAAGACAUCCUUGGUUUGGUGGUUUAUCUAUAAUUAAAAUAAGAGAUAUGAAAGCUCCUUAUAUACCAACUAUUAGAAGCGAAUUAGAUACUAGCAAUUUUGAUAAAUAUGAUGAGGAAGAACCUUGGAUUAAUAAAGGUUAAAAAAGUUAGAAAAAAGAAAUGACUUUUGUUGGAUAUACUUAUAAAUAAGAAGAUUUUGAAGAUAAAAGACCAAUCUAAAAAGCUCUUGAAGAAUUAGAAUUAUCUAGACCAUCUAAUUCAAGAGGUAAUACUAAAACUACUAAUUCUCCUUUUUAAAGUCCUAAUUUAUAAUUCAAAAAUCAAAUUAAUAAAUAAACUCCUCUUACUUAAUAAAUUAAAACUGUUAGUGCUACUUAAUCGCCAUUUAUCAAAUAAUAAACUGUUUCUCCUAUGCCUUUAAGUAAAAAUUAAAACUUCUAAAAAUCUUUCUUAAAUAAUCGACUUUAAACAGAAUAAAAUGAAAGCUUUCAUAAUAAUGUUUAAUAAUCAAAUUUAAAUACAUAAGGUAAUUUAGGAAAUUUUAAUAACGAAAACACAAACCCAAACUCUAACGCUUAAAAUAUUAAAAACUUUAUAUUUUCGAAGAUAUAAUAACAUACAACCAAUUAAUCCCAAAAUACAAACAUUAGUAAUAUAUAAAAAACUGUUCAAUUCAAUGAACUACAAAAACUUGUAUAAAAUUAAAAACUUAGACCAGAUAAACCUGAUUAAGAAUAAACAAAAGUCUUUAGCAACACAAGUAACAAUAUAAGUUCACUAAAAUAAAAUAUCUUAAAUUAAUUUAGAGCUGUUAGCCCUUUAACAAAACGUUGA